UAUGUUGCAACGUCCGGAGGCGGUGUGAGUUGGGAGGACUGAGGUAAUCCUCCAAGUUCCCAUAAUCCCCGGGACAGGGCCGCCGAUUUCACGUGUGAGCGGUGGUGUGUACUGAGCGGCUGCCUGUUGCGACCGAACAUAAAGAAUGGCAAAAAGUUUAAGGAGUAAACGGAAGCGGAAGAUGCGAGCAGAAAAACGGAAGAAGAAUGCACCAAAGGAGCUUGCACGUCUGAAAAGUGUACUGGGAAUGAAUCAGAGUGGUGACAUUAAUAUGAAUGAUAUUAAAGAAAUUGCAACUGUCGUCUCUUCUGAAAAACUCCAACAGAAGCCAGCUGCAGAAAACGAUGAAGCUUCUAACAUGGACGUAGACAAAAAAAGGAACAAAAAGACAUUUUUGGAUGAACAUGGACAAUAUCCAAUAUGGAUGCAUCCAAGACAAAGAAAGAAGAUUAAGUACCAAUUGAAAAAGAAAGGAAAAUCAAAAUGUCCAAAGGGAUUAGCGUGGUAAAUAUGUGAAAACAAAGUACACAAGAACUUGUUUUUAUGUUUUAAGAAGACGGGAAACAGCAAAAGAUUCGGCAUUGAAUGAUAUGCUGACCGAAGUAAUAUCACAAUACAUUCUCCGGGAAAUGUAUGCUUCAUGUAAUCCUAAUGUAUUCUGCAUCUUUCUUAAAGUUUGUAGCUAACUUGAACAUUAAAAUAACAUUAAUCAGAAAAUGUUUCAGAUUAAUUGACACAGCAGGUUUAUAUACACUAGCUAUUAUUUGAUUUUAAUGUAAAUGCACUAUAAAAUGUAAAAAUGGGGGAAAUGUAAUAAUCACAAAGGAAAAGGGGAGAUAAAACAUUUUCCUGUUCCUACCACUGCUGUAACUUGCCUUGUACGCGAAUCCCCACUACGUCAGAGAGGCAUGGAGGGAAAUCAUUGGCUAACCGGAGAAACUCCGGAUGCGACGUACCUUUCCUAUCAGAAAGUAGCUAACUUUUUUGAAUGGGGGCGGGCUUUAUUUCAAAUACAUACAAACUUUCACAUGGUACUUUGGUUAUUGCAUGGCAGGGCUGUGUUUUAAUAUAAUUAAAGUACUUUGUCUGCUAUACCAGUUAUACAAGAUACUCAUUUGCCUGUAGUUUUUGUAUUUUUAUGAAUGACUCACUGUCAGCAAAUGAAUUCUGAGAUUGGUAAAAAGCCCAAGAUCAUACAAAGGGUGAUAGCUUAACUAAUGCGAUUGCAAGGUGAUUUGAUCUGGGCUGAAGGCUGCUCAAUGUUACAGAGAAUUUGGAAAUGCUUGUCAAAUGCAUCUUUCAGUCAGGACAUAUUGCCUGCCUUCUGGGAUAAUUGGAUCAUGAUAUAUGACCAUUGUUACAAAAUGAUUACAAAGUUGGUGCUUUGGAAAAUCGACUAGCUUACUUAGCCAUGACUGCUCAAGGAUAUGUUCAAAAUGAGGAUACGCUAAAUUGAUAUUGCAGUUAUUUACUUUAUUGAUAAUGCAUACAGAAUAGAAAUAUUCUUCUAAAAAUGUUUAGAAUAAGUACUGCAUGUUGCAAAAUAUUAAA
Messenger RNA from Mobula hypostoma (lesser devil ray), 1551 nucleotides. It is a transcript of the gene llph, whose product is annotated as LLP homolog, long-term synaptic facilitation factor. Gene Ontology annotation, cellular component: nucleolus. Lineage: Eukaryota; Metazoa; Chordata; Chondrichthyes; Myliobatiformes; Myliobatidae. Bases 146 to 508 code for a protein of 120 amino acids. The record is from RefSeq and is a predicted model, not a curated record. The transcript is spliced from 3 exons. Gene Ontology annotation, molecular function: RNA binding. Gene Ontology annotation, biological process: dendrite extension.